GCGUAUUAAAACAGAAGACAACAAUUCAAAUCAUCUCUCUCUCCCUCUCUUGAAUGGGCGUAGCAAUGCACGUAAAAUCCGACUCCGAGGUGACGAGCCUCGACGCCUCCUCGCCGCCGCGGCCCCUCUACUACGUGCAGAGCCCUUCCCACUCUCACCACGACCUCGAGAAGAUGUCGUACGGCUCCAGCCCCUUCGCCUCCCCCGCCCACCACCACUUCCACUACCACUGCUCCCCCAUCCACCACUCCCGCGAGUCCUCCACCUCCCGCUUCUCCGCCUCCCUCAAGAACCCCCGCCACUCCUCCGGCUGGCGCCGAAUGCACCUCAAGUACGACGACGACGGCCCGGAGGCGGAAGGCGGCGAGGAGGGAGAGGGUGAGGAUGAGAGAGAGGACGGCGGCCAGGUGAGGUUCUACGUGGCGUGCUUUCUGCUCUCAUUUGUGGUGCUGUUCACCAUUUUCUCUUUGAUUCUUUGGGCGGCGAGUUUUGCUUACAAGCCCAAGAUUCUUGUUAAGAACAUUUUGUUUGAGAAUUUUUAUGUACAAGCUGGGAUGGAUGCCAGUGGGGUACCAACGGAUAUGCUCACCUUGAAUUCGACGGUCAAGAUCUUCUAUCGCAAUCCAGCCACCUUCUUUGGCGUCCACGUCACCUCCACCCCCCUCGAGCUUCACUACUUCGACCUCAAGCUCGCGUCCGGCCAUAUGGCGAAGUUCUAUCAGUCGAGGAAGAGUGAAAGGAAAGUGAUUGCAGUGGUUCAGGGGCGGCAGGUGCCCCUCUAUGGAGGGAUAGCGGCUCUGGAUGUUGCUAAGGGGCGUGUGGACGACAUGUCGGUGCCACUGAACCUAAGCUUUGUAAUAAGAUCGAGGGCAUACAUCUUAGGAAGACUGGUGAAGCCCAAGUUCUACAGAAAAGUUAUGUGUGAAGUUAGCCUUAGAGGUAACCAUUUGGGCAAGCCACUUAGUAUGAUCAAGUCUGAUUCUUGUGUUUAUCAUUAGGAGAUAUAUUACUAGUUUGUAGUAGUGACCAUAUUUAUAUAUGCAAAUAUUCUUCUCUGGCC
This is a messenger RNA of Salvia hispanica, 1060 nucleotides long. RefSeq lists its product as uncharacterized. The record is from RefSeq and is a predicted model, not a curated record. Lineage: Eukaryota; Viridiplantae; Streptophyta; Magnoliopsida; Lamiales; Lamiaceae.